AUGAUCCCCUACGCCAGCCUGCGCCUGAAGCUCCUGAUGAAGGUCCUGCUGGCCCUCUGCCUCCUCACCCUGCUGGGACUACUGUUUUCCCACAAGGACCAGAUCAUAGGUAACAUCUCGCCAAGGUGGACGGCGUAUUACAGGAGCCUCAGAAUUGACCUGAUGGAAGAUAAUAUCUGGUCCAGAGAAGACAAAGUGGAGAGAACUGCAGAACGUUCCGAACAACCAAAGACCACGACCAUCACAACGCCAUCACCAAAACCAAUAGAAAAGGAUGAACAGCUUCCUCACAAUGUGCCCAGGAAACCACUGAAAGAAUCGGGGGGACCUCCACAUGGGGCCACCCAAAGGCCCAACACCACCAGCAAACCCAAGAACGUAUCCAUGACAACCAAAACAAGUCAAGUGUUCACAACGUUCAACUACUUGGGGGACAAGUACGCGACUGAUGAGACGCACGUCAAGUCUAAAUGUCCAAACCGCACCAGAGACAAGCUCCGGGGGGAGGAAUUCAAGGAUAUGUAUCUGGAGAAGAUUCCAGUCCUGCAGUGGAAGAAACACGCCCAAGAGUUGGAGUACCAAAGGCUGAGGAAAUACAGCGGAGCCCAAGGCUGGAAGGAGGUGACCUGGGAGAUUAUCAAUCAGACUCUGAAUUUGCUGAACUCCACGGGGAAUGCCUUCAUGUUUGACACCUGGAGGGGGCAGGCGCCCUGUAUCCGCUGUGCUGUGGUGGGCAAUGGGGGCAUUCUGAACGGAUCCGGAAUGGGACCAGAGAUUGAUUCCCAUGACUACGUCUUCAGGGUGAACGGUGCCAUUACCAAGGGGUUUGAGAAGGACGUCGGCAACCGGACCUCAUUCUUCUCCUUUUCCACAAACACCUUGAUGAACUCCUUGUACGCCUACGGGAGGAAAGGGUUCAGUUCGGUUCCUCGUACUCCGGAAACGCGCUACAUUGUCUUACCAGAUCAUGACCGGGACUACUUAAUAGUGCGGGGGGCUCUCACCGAGACCAUCAUUGAUCAGGGCAGAGACAAGGGCAAGAACCCGGCUCGCUAUUUUGGGGCGAAUCUGACAACAGAACAUUUUAAGAUCCUGCACCCCGACUUUAUGCGAUACUUAAGGAACAGGUUCCUCCAUGAUCCCAUUUUAAGAUCAAAGAGUCGCGACAUUUACCGCCCGUCCACCGGAGCCUCCAUGCUGCUGGCCGCCAUACACACAUGUGACCAGGUUAGCGCCUACGGAUAUAUGACACCAAACUACGCAGAAUUCUCCGACCACUACUUCGACUCCAGUCACCACCGGGUCGUCUUCUACUCCAACCACAACUACCGCCGGGAGAUGAAGCUGUGGCAGGCGCUGCACAACGCCGGAGCGAUAAAGCUCUACAUGAGGGACUAAAGAUGGCGGCAUCGGAAUGGUUCAUGUGCCAAAGGGGUGGGGCCUGGGAAGGGGGUGGGACCUUCACCCAGGACCCUCCCAUUUGAUGGGGAAUAAUUUUAUACAGGGGCAGAAAACAAAGCAGAUGGACGCCAUUGGGAGAUCCGCUGAAGCUGCACCGUUCUCCUGCAGUGGCCACUAGUGGUGGAUUGUGGUAUUGCUUUGCAUUUUUAGUGAUAGAGAAGCUUAUGGGGAAGAAUUUGGGGAAUUUCAUUUACUCUUCUAUGACCGUCCGAUAUUCUGGAGUAUCUGAUAAUUCGGAAUCUAUCAGGCCCCAUGGAUGAGGAAUUGAAGGAAUUUUACUGCCAAUUUAGGAAGUCGUGGAGAAACUUUAAAAGGGUGGCAGCCAUCUUGGUUGUCACCCACCCUUUUGAAUGAUAUUGGUGUCAGUAGAUGUGACACAAGGUCUUAGAGCAGCGUUUACCAACCAGGGUGACUCCAGCUGUUGCAACUCCCAGUAUACCCAGACAGCCGAAAGCCUGUCUGCCUCCUCCAGAUGAUCUGCCCCUGAAAGGUAAAUCAAGGCUUCCCUCCCAUUUCAUCCCUUAGUGCAGUGAUCUUCACGCUUUGGCCCUCCAGCUGUUGCAAAACUAAAACUCCCAGUAUGCCCAGAUAGCCAGAGGCCUGUCUGCCCCCUCUAGAGGAUCCGCACUGUCCCUGAAAGGUAACUCAAGGUUUCCCUCUUAUCUCUAUCGCAAGUGCAGUUGUCUUCACAUUGCAGCCCUCCAGCUGUUGCAAAACUACAAAUCCCAGCAUGCCGGGAGUCUGUCUCCUCUAGAGGAUCCAUACUGUCCCUGAAAGGUAAAUCAAAGCUUCCCUCUCACCUCAUCCCUUAGUGCGGUGGUCUUCACACUUUGGACUUCCCAGCUGUUCUAAAACUACAUCUCCCAGCAUGCCUAGACAGACAACAGCCUGUCUUCCUCCUCCAGAGGAUCCAUUCUGUCCGUGAAAGGUAAAUCAAGGCUUCCCUCUCAUCUUAUCCCUUAGUGCAGUGGUCUUCACACUUCAGCCCUCCAGUUGUUGCAAAACUAUAACUCCCACCAUGCCCGGACAGCCUUUGGCUGUCCGGGCAUGCUGGGAGUUGUAGUUUUGCAACAGCUGGAGGCACCCUGGUUGGGAAACACUGUUCUAGAGGGAUUUUCUUUGAUCUUAGGCAGAAGUGUCUACGGAGAAAUGUUCUGUCUCAUUAAGCUGUAAUUUAAUAAUUUAUUUUUAUUUUUAUUUUCUUGAAGUAAUU
Molecule: messenger RNA, 2674 nt
Organism: Hyla sarda
Lineage: Eukaryota; Metazoa; Chordata; Amphibia; Anura; Hylidae
Product: alpha-N-acetylgalactosaminide alpha-2,6-sialyltransferase 2-like
Exons: 9
Coding region: 1-1398 (465 amino acids)
Molecular function (GO): sialyltransferase activity
Source: RefSeq, a predicted model, not a curated record